Temnothorax curvispinosus is the source of this 4077-nucleotide messenger RNA. Its product is annotated as cytochrome b5 reductase 4. Gene Ontology annotation, cellular component: endoplasmic reticulum. Gene Ontology annotation, molecular function: heme binding; oxidoreductase activity. Gene Ontology annotation, biological process: superoxide metabolic process; generation of precursor metabolites and energy. Lineage: Eukaryota; Metazoa; Arthropoda; Insecta; Hymenoptera; Formicidae. Bases 1505 to 3103 code for a protein of 532 amino acids. The transcript is spliced from 10 exons. The record is from RefSeq and is a predicted model, not a curated record.
GGUUAUAUUCGGCCGCGUGUUUCAGCGCAGUACCCUCCGGUCCUUCACCACGAGAUCACGGAAAUCUAGUCUCUCGUUACUCGUCGCCGACGAGACCCGCGAUCUGCAUCGCAUUUCCGUCCCAGUUUCAAAAAGCCAUCGCAGUGACUAUUGCUUCUCGAUAAUGUAGAUGUUUUUGCCAUUCUUUCUCGGACAUGUCCUCGUAUUAGGUGAACGAUUCUGUAUAUCGUUAGUCGCGUGUCACUUCAUCGCACACGAAUCUUAAAUAAUUAAGGGUUUUCCUCAUAUCUUUAUUAUUAGUACGACGAAUCGAUGGUGACCUGAGCCAAGCAGCCUACUCUUAUGUUAUUCGGAACGACUUAACUAGACGAAAGAAGAUCACUUGCUUCUUCAUUAAAGUUCUAGUCAAUCUAGCGUAUUUUAACAUAAAUUUAUGUUCUGCAUAAGAUAUUCUCCAACGAUUAUUAUUUUUUUCAUUAAUAGAUUUUUUGACGAAAAUUUGAGCCAACUUUUUGGGUCAUGUGAGAGCUUGUGAUAAAAAAUCUCUUCAGUUCCAAUUAAAAAAAUUUUUUUUUAAUUGUUAUACGGCUUGUACUAAAUUAAGUUCAAAAUAAAAAAAAAAUUCUACUAACAGAUUCUACUUGAUAUUUAUUUUAGAAACGAACGAAACCUUUUAUAAUGUGUAAUGCUAAUAUUAUACUUUUAUUAUAGCUUGGCUGGUGAAAAAACUAGGUUUAUCAAAAGAUACCUACUAUGUUUAUCAAAAGAGAUCGAUAAAUGUGGAAUAUUUUGUGGAUAUACUAUAAUAUAUUGCACUAAACGAGAAGAAAAGAGAGAGAGGAAGAGAACGUAGUAAAAAAUUAUUUAAAUACAGCAUCAUGUUAUUAUGAAUUCAUUAAACUAAAACGGAAAAGGAUAUAUAAGAUAUUAGAUAUCAAACAGGUGUUGAAUUAUCGGCAUAUCGAAUAUUGGAUUAAAAAUGUUCAGUCGGUGGCAAACGAAUAUCUGCCUAUCUGUGAAAUCUAUUUAAAGUUAAAUUCACAAGAUAUUUCCGUCUCAUGAAUUAACUAGUUGUUUGUAAUUAAUGGUAUGUACUUUAAUUGAUUUUAAUUAGUUUUAACGGUAGUAACCAUCAGUAUAUAAAUUCGUCCAAUAUGUACAUAUUAGUAUAUAUUUUCUCCAUAUAUUAUAUCAUUUACGUGCCGCAUCAUCGAUAUCACCUGUGACAUUAUUACGUCUCUAACGUUCGAUACUAAUAAUACGUUUCGUCCGUUUCUUUGAAAGAAAAAAAAACUGAGCUCCUUGUUUACUUCACCUACUUUGUUUACUCCUUCGUCUUGUUUAUCUCUUCAUUGUUAAACGCGUUAAGAAAACUCAAGUUUCCCAUGUUAUCAAGGCAAAAUCCGCAAAUUGGCACCUUGUGAGAACUUUUGUUUCGCGUUUUACACGAAGACAAUUGCAAAAAUGAUCGUGUCUCCGCGAUUCCUGUUGUCCCGAUGAAAAAAUGCCACGAUGUUGCGGCGCUUCUUUGGUUUCCGCCGCGGAUCGCAAUGGAUCUCCGCAGAGCCUCGGUCUGCAGAUCCAGGACGGAAACCCACGGAAUAAGACAGCCUUAGCACCGGGGCAUAGUUUGAUGGAUUGGAUCCGUCUAGGUAAUUCGGGAGCCGAUUUAACUGGAGUCGGUGGUGUACCACAAGUCGUAACGUUAUCCGAGCUUGCUAACCAUAAUAAGCAAACCGACGCUUGGAUCGCAAUCCGAGGGGUUGUAUUCAACGUUACGCGUUACAUGGAUUUCCAUCCAGGUGGAGUCGACGAAUUGAUGAGAGGUGUCGGGAAAGACGCCACGAAGUUAUUCGAUAACGUGCACGCUUGGGUGAAUUAUCAGAGCAUUCUGCAAAAAUGCGUCGUAGGCAGAUUAAGUCGCGGAACUUCCUCCACGUCGAGCACUUCCUCCAUAACGGAAAAGUCGGUUACGGAUGCGAACAACUGUUUGCCCGUAACGUUAGUUCGGAGCAAACAUUCCACUGCACAAAAGACAGUUGAUGAAAACUCGGCGGUUUCACCUAAUGUGAAUAUAGAUUGGCGGCAAACAUCUAAUUCUAUUACACUCUUUUAUCAAGGCAUACGCGACUACCCAGGAAUAUAUUAUCAAUUACAAAGGUUCAGUGACACGAAAAUUAUCUUCAGAUUAACUUUUGAAAAGUACAUUAUUGUCCACGAGCUUGAAUUAAUCGCAGAUGUGGAAUGGCCGCCAAUGUAUAAAAGAGAUUUCGAUACAAUGCAGGUAGACUUUACGUUUACGAAGAGGCUUAAAGAUAUUUGGAAAUCUCAGGGAAAUCAUACAUUAUCGCGGGAAUCAAUCACAAACAAACGCACAUACAAAGAGUACGAAGUACUCAGUAAUACACCCCUUUGCAAACUAGUUAAUUUGUUAGUUUUACGUGCCAAAGAUUUUUUAGAACUAAUUCCCGUCGGUAGACACAUAGAAGUCAAAAUGAAUGUAAUGGGAAUGGAAGUAUCUAGGAAAUAUACGCCUGUCCCACCGUGCCUUCAUCCCGAAGAUAUGGCGCCAAAUUACAAGCCUGAUUGCACUUGCUUGAUGAUAAAGCGAUAUCCAAAUGGCGCACUUAGUCCGUCCAUCACCAAAUUACAACCUGGCCAAACUCUUACAAUGAGCAAUGGUUUAGGUGCCUUUGUAACUGAAUCUUUCGAUCGGUAUCCUGUCAUUCACAUGCUGGCAGGUGGAACAGGUUUAACCGCGAUGUUAGGAAUAAUUCAGCGAGCUUUAGCAAGGCGCAGUGUAAAAUUAAUCAAUCUUCUAAAUUUCAAUAAGGAUGAAGACAAUAUGUUUUACGUGGCGCAGCUUGACAAAGUAGCUGCAGAGAAGAAGUUCAAAGUUACACAUAUCCUUUCGCAAGCAGGUGAUAAAUGGGAGGGUAGACGCGGUACUGUAUCCGACAAAUUAUUGAAAGAAUUGAUUGGCGAGUGUUCAUCAGAGGGAUGUAUAUUUACGUGUGGACCAAAAGGAUUUAUGUUAUCUGCGAAAAAGUGUAUUCAGACACUUGGUUGGGAACCUCACCAAAUAUAUGAUUUCGACGACUAAUCGUCUGCGCUGAAAGUAUAUACGUGCCAUAUAUAUACAUACAUAUAUAUACAUACAUAUAUAUAUAUAUAUAUAUUUAUAUAUGUAUAUAUAUAUUUUUUCUUUCCUUUCAGAGAGUCUUUCUAGAGAGCCUAAUAAGAUAUGAAACUCGUACCUGUCAAACCACGUUUAGUUAAAUAUUAGUACAGAUGUUCUGUGACAUCUAUGUGAACUGUCAUUGAUGUGUCUAUCGUCAAGGCGAUAUUUUUCUGAAAUUAUGAAGAUUUUUAAGCACUUUUACUCCCAUCUCCGCCCAUAAUGAUACAUUCUUAGCUGCGAUAAAUUGUAAUACUGUACGUAAAGUAGAUACUUGCAUGUAAUUUUGCAAUCAGGUAAUAUAGCAACUAGAAAAAAGAGGCGAACUUGUUGCGUGAUUUAGAAUUUAGAUAGAAAAACAACGUAUGCCUCACAACAUAUGAAAGAUUCUACAUGAUUCUAUUGAAAACAUUCUAUUGAAAAUGUUCAUGUUUCAGAGGAAAUAUCCAUUUUAAAAAUCUGUCUUUUCAUACGGAUGUAACAGUAAAGCUAUAUAAUUUUACAUAUAAUUUCAAUUUUAUAUAGUUUACUAGAGUCAUUCAGCAUAAUAUACAUAUUUUUUCUGUGAGAAUUUGAAGCGCGCAUAGUAAAUAAUGCACAAUUAAAUAAACGGGAAAAAACACAUAAUAAAAGUGAGUAAUCUAGCAUAGACGGUUCCUUGAUUAUGAUUGUAGACUGCAUAUUUUGUAGGAUCAAUGUGAUAUUUUUAAUUAAUAUCAUGAAUUUGUUCGUUAGGUUCAUAUGUUGUUAAUGCGUGUUGUUAACGCCCUAUUUUUAUGUAAAUAAAUUAAGAUCAUAUAAUUGUUCUCUGAGGAAAGAUGGCAUAAGAUACUGUGCAUUUAUACAUUUAGAUAUGUAUACCGAUAAUUGAAAAUAAAUGCAUAUAGAAUGACUGAAAA